CCCUAGCCCGCCGGCCUCUCUGUCUCCUCGUGGCUGGGCGGGCGCGCUGUGCGGACUCCCCGGCCGGGACCUUCCGCGCGGCCCUGGUGGCCGCGGGGUCUGCAGAGGUCUUUCACCUCUUUAAAUAAGCCGAUUCUGGGAUACUCAAUUUUCUGAGGCACAAUUAGGGGGGUGUCUUGUGUCUCUAGGAAGCAGGAUGAUGUCCAUACGCCUAGGAAAACUGAUGCUUUUCACCAGUGUGGUGUCCGCUGGGGGCUGUACCGUCAUGUAUUACCUCAUACAAAAAUCUUUUUCCAGGGCUUCCUAUUACCGAUUGGCAUUGGAACAGCUAAAUAACAACCCUGGGGCACUGGAAGCACUGGGCACUCCUCUAAACAUACACUAUCUCCAACUCAUCGACAAGUACAACUUUGUGGACAUUACAAAUGCCCAGUUGAAGAUUCCUGUCUCUGGAUCCAAGACAGAAGGCCAUGUGUAUGUUUCUUCAUCCAGAGAUGCCCCCUUUCAGAGGUGGCACCUUCAGGAGGUCUUCUUACAGCUCAAGGAUGGUCAGCAGAUUCCCAUAUUCAAGCUCAAUGAAAAGAAUGGUGGUGUAAAAAAACAAGAGUAAAUAAAGGUUGUCAAAAGAGAGCUUUCACCAAGCAUUGCGUCUGCUUAUCAACAUUUCAUCUUCCUGUUAGUGAACCAGAUUUCCAACCGUUAGUGGGGGAAGAUUGUAUGUGAUAGCAUUUCUUAAUCCUGGUGUAAUACUGAUUUGAUUGUAGUGUGUGUGUGUGUGUAAAGAGACUUUUACUAU
Molecule: messenger RNA, 796 nt
Organism: Sorex fumeus (smoky shrew)
Lineage: Eukaryota; Metazoa; Chordata; Mammalia; Eulipotyphla; Soricidae
Product: cytochrome c oxidase assembly factor 1 homolog
Exons: 7
Coding region: 197-610 (137 amino acids)
Biological process (GO): mitochondrial respiratory chain complex I assembly; mitochondrial respiratory chain complex IV assembly
Cellular component (GO): mitochondrial inner membrane
Source: RefSeq, a predicted model, not a curated record